Acanthocheilonema viteae is the source of this 738-nucleotide messenger RNA. NCBI's taxonomy places the organism in Eukaryota, Metazoa, Nematoda, Chromadorea, Rhabditida, Onchocercidae. The record is from the annotation of a GenBank genome assembly.
AUGAAGCCGUACGGUAGUGAUAAAAAAUUGCUCUCCGGAAAGUUUUGUGGAGUACUGUCAGAUGAAACGAUUGCGGAAAUAUUCGAGCAGCUUGCGCCUAGAGAAAGGGCUCGAUUCUCUGUUAUCAAUAAACAUUUUUAUAGUUUAUUACACCCGUGGAGUGAUACCAACCGCAUUACGGCACAUAAAGGAGGCAUUGUUAUCGCUUCUGAUCGCCACAUAUUUGAAAUACACAACACAAGGAAUAAGGACGUUAAUAAACUAGCGAGCGCACUUCGCAGUUCUCCGUUUAUACAUAAGCUUGUGAUCAGUUGCAUAGACCAUAUUCGCACAAUUCCUGUAACAGCUUUCGGCUGUUUAUCAAAUCUUCGAGAACUUACUCUACCGUGUGAUAUUUUUGAUAAGGAAUCGAACUUGGAUGACAAAAUCAAAGCAAUAUUUUCACUUGAGAAAUUAGUCGUAUUGCGCAUUUUGAAACGAUUCGACACUCCGCGCAAAGCAAUGAAUAUAAUGCAUGAGGAACAUGCAGAAAAUUUGAAAGCAAAUGCUAUUAAAAUGUUAAAGUUACAGGGCGUGUCGUUAACCGCAGCGGCUAUGGAAACGAUCUCCGAGAAAUAUUCAAAUUCAUUAAAAUAUUUAUGCCUUAUGGGUGCGCUUGUACAUACACCCGAUGGCGCAAUAUAUCUGAAAGCGCUGUGUAAGUUAGAAUUAAAUAAUGCAUGUCAGUUAUCAAACUGA